AUGGCCAAGAAAGGUGGGACAAGGUUUACUUGGGUGAUUAAGAAUUUUGGCUCUUUGGUAUAUGAAUCUUGUUAUUCUGAUAUUUUUGAGAUUGGUACUACUGGCCACACCUGCCGCAUUGGCACGGCUCCUAUUGUAAUGGAAUCUAAGGUCUUGCCUCUGUGUAUAAUCUGUCAGGCGUAUAUUUUACAGAUAUCCAUACAUGGCAAUACGGUUACGUUCAAAGACCAGAAUCUGAGGAAUGGUUGCAUGAGUUCCCUUCUCGCCUUAGUUGCGACACUGUGUCAAUCACUUCAAGAACUAUCCAAUAAAGAUCUAGUUGAAGCAGACAUUGCACUAAAAUUUGUGAAAGAAGCAGGAUUUAAGGUUGAUUGGUUGGAGAAGAAUCUGGAGCAAGUUAAAGAAAAGAAGAAGAAAGAGCUGUCCGGUUUGGCUAAACUCCAACAAACAGAGGAAAGUUUACUGAAACUGAAACUGAAACAAAAGUGUGCAGAGCUGGAGGCUCUAGCUGAGGAGCAGAAGGAAGAGUUGUCAGCCACCAGAACUUCUCUGUCCUUCGAUGACUUAAUCUCUUAG
Messenger RNA from Raphanus sativus (radish), 576 nucleotides. Its product is annotated as MATH domain and coiled-coil domain-containing protein At3g58410-like. NCBI's taxonomy places the organism in Eukaryota, Viridiplantae, Streptophyta, Magnoliopsida, Brassicales, Brassicaceae. The coding region runs from base 1 to 576 and encodes 191 amino acids. The record is from RefSeq and is a predicted model, not a curated record. The transcript is spliced from 3 exons. Gene Ontology annotation, molecular function: protein binding.